Messenger RNA from Stegastes partitus (bicolor damselfish), 3881 nucleotides. It is a transcript of the gene retreg2, whose product is annotated as reticulophagy regulator family member 2. Bases 51 to 1820 code for a protein of 589 amino acids. Gene Ontology annotation, cellular component: membrane. Lineage: Eukaryota; Metazoa; Chordata; Actinopteri; Pomacentridae. The record is from RefSeq and is a predicted model, not a curated record. The transcript is spliced from 9 exons.
UCCCCAUAAACCCCGUGAUCUCCAAAACAACAUAACAAAGUGGGAGAAACAUGGCGAGCGGAGAGGAGGCCAGAAGACGCCCCUCAGUUACCUCCUCUUCGGUCGGCCUGGAGGCUCUCUUCCCUCCGGGGACCUCGGAGCAGGCCUGUGCGGAAGGAAACCCGGAGCUCGUCCGCCUGCGGGAGAGUCUCCAGGCUUGGCUAUCGCAGUAUGAACCCCUGCUGCUGUGGGUGCAGAGGCUGCUGGUGUGGGAGAGGCCGCUGUACAGCAUCUCUGUCGCCCUGACACUCAACACAUUAUUCUGGCUCCUGUCCUCCACCUCCCUGCGGCCUCUGUUCCUGCUGAGUGUGUCCCUGCUGGGGCUCAUGCUCCUGGAGAGAUGGAAGCCCAAGCUGCCCAUCAUCACUGUUCAACAUGCUGAGGUUCAUGCUGUACCAAGUGAAACAAUGAGCGCAGAGCAGCGUCUGCUCAGUAUUCCUGAGCUCAGCUACCACCUGGCUGAGAGCUACCUGACCUGCUGCCUGUAUCUUCAGGAGAUGCUGCAGUACAAGCGACAGAACCACGGCAAGUUCUGUGUGAUGAUGUGCAGCGGCUGUUUCGUUCUUGCUGUGGUGGGACAUUAUGUACCAGGAAUCAUGAUCUCCUACAUUAUAGUUCUGAGUGUGCUGCUGUGGCCACUGGUGGUGUACCACGAGCUGAUCCAGAGGAUGUACACCGGCUUGGAACCAAUCCUGAUGAAACUGGACUACAGCAUGAAGGGAGAUACCGAGCACCGCAAACACGACAAGAGGAAGGUAAAGAAAGAGAUGGAAGAGGGGGAUGAGCCAAGAGCUGAAACAGAAAGUGAGAGCGAGGAAGAGCUGUCCUGUUUUGCUCCAACGGUGGAUGUAAAAACUACUGCUCUGGCAAUGGCCAUCACAGACUCGGAGUUGUCAGAUGAAGAAGCUUCCAUCUUGGAGAGUGGAGGGUUCUCAGUGUCCAGAGCCACCACUCCUCAACUGACUGAUGUCUCUGAAGACUUGGACCAGCAGAGUUUACACAGCGACCCAGAGGAGUCCUACCUGCGAGAUCUUCCCGAGUUCCCCUCAGUUGAGGAGUUUCCGUCCAUUGAGCACAAUCUGCUUCACUUUCCUCUGCGAGGUCCAGGCCAGGGAGACAGAACCCAGGCUGGUGCUCCAGCAGAGGGAGAACCGCUGAGCCCUGCCAGCCUCCUUAUCCAACACCUAGCAUCUCCUCUCCACUUUGUGAACACACAUUUCAAUGGACAUGGACGACCCCCUGGGGGUGAGGAGGGCAUGUUGCCUGUUCCAGGCACAGGGGAGGGAACAGCACAGAGGCAGGAGGGAGAGGAGAAGGAAGCGGCGGUAACCCAGGGAACACAGCGGUCAUUGGAGGCCUUGAGCGAGGAGAUAGUGAGCACGGCCAUCUCCACUGUUGUGCAGAACACUCUGUCAGCCCUGCUGCGCUCCAGUGAGGCCAGUGACGAGCCCUCCCUGGAUGAGUUCCUUCCAACCGAUACCCCACCGAGCGCUUUGGAGACCUCCACUCCACCCAUCGACACCACUGCUAACACUACAGUUACUACAACGGGGGCGGCGGGUCCUGACGAGGACCUGGACGAAGCGAUUACGACGGAAAGCGGUGCUGCCGAGGAGUUCCCAGAUGACACACUAGUUCCGACCGAGGAAGAGGACUUUGAGCUUUUGGACCAAAGUGAACUGGAGCAGGUGGAUGAGGCGCUGGAGCUCAGCUCUGACAGACAGGUGGUGGGAGGAGGCCCAGACACGCCUCCAUCUCCUCAGCAUCAACCACAGUCAUAGCUUUCCUGUUGACCCCCCCCUCCCCCCUCCUUGCCUCCACCUUCAACUGUUUUUGUUUUUAUUUGUACGUUAGAACGACAUUAUAAACAUACAUACGGCUAUUUACAAUGCAUUUAUCAAAGAGUUUAUUACUGUUGGUUGGUGAUUGUGUGGCAGAUGGUUGAGACACUGGGUCGGUUCUGCUUUCAUAGCUUCGCUUUACAAGGGUCUGCUCAGCCUUGGUACCUGAGUUCUAGUUCAGGAUUAUCACAUUUAUUGGGAUCAUCAGCUACUACCAGGGGGUAUUCACGACACAGCUUUACUGUACCCUUAAAUACAUCGAUAUUACAUUCACAGUCUGGGUUUUUGUGUUGACUCAUUUUUGGCUCGAUAGUAUCAGAGAGUAAGAGUCAAAAGCAGAAUUUGGAAUUACAGUUCUAGAGACAUCAUAACUGUUGAAAUGUGGGCUCUGACAAACCUGUUUAGUCUCUUGGCACACUGAGGAUGCCUUUAUUUAGUAUCUUGGCUCAUGGCUUAACCCUUCCACCUUCAGAAGCAGACGUUUAUGUAGAUGGUGUUGUGAAGAGCUGAAAUGUUGGAUUAUAUGACUAAUAUUAUAUGCUAUAAAUUAUUUAAUUUAAUGAUCAGUUGAUUAUUAUUAUUAUGAUUAAGCAGAGGGGAGUCUGAAAGUACGUUUUAUCCCUUCCAUAAUGAUUGUAUGUAAGUGUUUUAACGAUGGACGUCCAAGUUCAAAUUGUAGUUACAUUUUCCCGGAGUUAGUGAAACGAUAUUAAUCCCUGUCUUUACCUCUGAGGUUACAGGUUUAAAAAUAAGCAUUCAGUCAUUGGUGGUUUUUCACUUGUUGCCUGCAAAUGGAAUCUUUGACAUUAUUGGAUGUUGACAACUCGCUGGUCUUUACCCAUACACAUAAGUGACUUUCAUGUGGCAAGAUAAAAGAAAUGUUCCUGAAUUUCCUCUCUGUGAUGGAUGCCUCAUUUUUACCACCGUUUGUGAAUAGGUCAUACAUCCUCGGUCCAUACUUAAUUGAAUUUAGUAUUGAUCUGGCAGAUUUAAAACCAUCAUCACUGGGAAAUGUAUAUUUACCAAAUAACCUCCUGUGUGCCACGACAAGUUCAUGCAUGCAGUGCAUCACGCAUGUAUUUACCAUGAUCAAUAUUCGAGUACAGUUUUCAAAAGAGCGUUACUUUUACUGGAGCAGAUUUUUUUUUUUGUCUUGGUUUUUGAAGGGGCAUAAAACUUUAAUUACACAUCUUUGUCUGGCCAAUGCUGGGAAUUUGUGUUAAAAGAAAAUUGGCAAAUAUUUACAGUUGAAUGAAGAUUUUUUUUUUUUGCUUUUGUAAACCACUCAGCAUCCAAAUCUCAGGGGUGGGUUGUACAAAGUGAAUAUAACACUGCAGAAUACGUGUCCAUUUCCCCACUUGUCGUAGUGCACUGUAUUUGUACUAACCUUUCCUUUUUUCAGUCUCCUUGUGUAUAGUGUAGAAAUGCAAAAAAAAAAAAAAAAGGAAAGUGUAUAUUCUGCAUGUAAAAACAGCACUCUCUCUUCAAGUUCUCCUUGUCGACUGACAAAGUACUGCACAAUUUGUGAGGAAAAAAAACAUCUGAAUGUUUCAGGUUAAAAUAGCCUGUUAAAUUCAAUUUAUUUCAUUACAAAUGAGGGGAAUUAAAGUUUUGACGUGUCCUUACUUUUAUUUUUAAAAGACUACCCAACUGUAAAUGGAAACGGGUGGCAAGUGAUAACAUCAGAUUUAGAGAUUAACAGACUAGUUUGUGUAUGGUAGUUGUGUGUUUUAUGCUUCAAAUACUUGCUUCUUGACCUAUAUAUAUAAAAAAAAGACACUUAUCGAACUGUACAAUUUUAAAAAAAGGAAUAUAUUUUCUAAUUUCUCCUUUUUCCAUAAAGUACUCAGUUUGAUCUUUUACGUCUAAAAAAAAAAAUUGUAACUGCUAUGGACAAGUUUCAGAAAGCGGAAAGGUUUGCUGUCAUUAAACUGGUAAAAUAAAACUGCAAUUUCACAUGUGAAAGUAAGAGAAUAAAAGAACAAACUGAAACAAACUUAA